Molecule: messenger RNA, 2723 nt
Organism: Ceratotherium simum simum (southern white rhinoceros)
Lineage: Eukaryota; Metazoa; Chordata; Mammalia; Perissodactyla; Rhinocerotidae
Source: RefSeq, a predicted model, not a curated record
GUCCAGCAAGACUAUGAAUCUCUGUUCCAAAUGCUUUGCUGAUUUUCAAAAGAAACAACCAGAUGACGAUUCCACUCCAAGUACAAGUAACAGCCAAUCAGAUUUGUUUUCUGAAGAGACCACCAGUGACAACAACAAUACCUCGAUAACCACGCCAACUCUUAGUCCCAGCCAGCAGCCGCUUCCGACAGAACUGAAUGUAACUUCACCAAGUAAAGAGGAGUGUGGGCCAUGCUCAGACACAGCUCAUGUCUCGUUAAUCACACCAACCAAAAGAUCCUGUGGUACAGAUUCACAGUCUGAGAAUGAGGCUUCGCCAGUGAAACGGCCACGACUACUGGAGAAUACUGAACGAUCCGAGGAAACCAGCCGAUCUAAACAGAAGAGUCGACGUCGGUGCUUCCAGUGCCAAACCAAACUGGAGCUGGUGCAGCAGGAAUUGGGAUCGUGCCGCUGUGGUUACGUGUUCUGUAUGUUACAUCGCCUCCCUGAGCAGCAUGACUGUACAUUUGACCACAUGGGCCGCGGCCGAGAGGAAGCCAUCAUGAAAAUGGUGAAACUGGACCGGAAAGUGGGGCGCUCCUGCCAGCGCAUCGGGGAGGGGUGCUCCUGAAGGCCAGGCACGGCCACCACAUGAUGCUGUUCUUAGUUCACUAAUGUUAGCCUUAUUUAGGACAAAGUCAGCCAGACACCUUGUACUGGGCACGCGUCAGACUACAGCCAGUCCGUUUCCUUUCUUUAGCCAGCCAUCCUGGUACUGUAGUUUAGGGGUUGAUGGUGGUUGAAAUUGAUUUCUGGCUGGUUACUAAGGUGCCUGCUAGCCAUUGUAUAAAAUUAAAACAUGAAGAAUAUUUUUUUUGAGCAUGGCUAGUGGAUUUAAAACAACACAUACCUGUCACUGCUGGAGUCAAACUUAAAAAAGCCUUAAGUGGAAAGUGUUCCAGACGGAGACUCUGAGUUAAUAGAGGAGUAGAAGCUGGUGUUAAAGUCCCCACGACGCACAUGGCUUUGCCAGAAACUCUGGUUAAUGUUCGGCCUUUCACCUCUUCACUUAUCCUUAGUCCCAGUAGCCAGGAUCCCUGAUGGCCACGCGUGCCUGGGCUGCAGGAGGCUGCUGAGAUUGGCCACGUGGCUGGGCUGGGUGGUGGCCUUGCUCUCCCACAGAGCUGGAAAUGGGGGUGGGGGGCAGGUUCUCAUGAAAAUUUUUUAUCUGACUUGCUAUGAAAAAACUCUCUCAUCACGCAAGAAGAGAAACAGUAACCUCACUUUGAAAAUUAGCUCCACUCAAGACUAGUCCACGAAGGAGACCACCUUUUCUACACAGGACCUAUGGUCAUGAGAAGCCACCAGGGGCACACCCUGACCCCGCUGGCUCUGGUUUGCCAUUUGCCAAGUGCAGGGAUCUGGCAGUUGAUCAAAUAAGGCUAAUUGCAGCACAGCAGCUGCCGUUGGGGUCUACAAACUGGCCUCUGCAGCUAGAUUUCUAUAUUGGGAGUUUUUUAAAAGACGUUUCAUAGCCAAGAGGAAUCAGUAGAAGUGCUGGGGAGCACCUGGGGAAGUUGCUGCCUUUUCCAGCAGGAGCGUGCUCAGCCCCUCUCCCUCUAGGGGCCAAGAGGAUGAUGCUGUGGUCUCGCCUCGUGUCUGUGCAGCCCCGUAGUCCGAGGAUAACCAGUCCACAUGUACCACAUAGCGGUUUAGUAAGGGCAGGCAGCGUAUGUCACAGGGACUGCGGGUUUGACCUGUCUAGAACAGUGGUUUGUGGCCAUGGCUCAGCUCCGAGAAAGACAUUUGCUCCACUGGGUGGGGGUGGGAGGGCAUAUUUCUCAGCCUGUGCCUCUUCACGUGGGCAGGGAGGAGUUCAGUGGCUUCAGUAGCUUGGGAAGGGUAGUGAUGGGCCUAUUUGCCUAUAUUAGGAAAUCAUCACCAGUCAGGUGGGGGUGGGGUCAGUAGACAGGAUUAAGAGUCCCUUGAAAGCCUGAGCAGGGGUGAGUAGCCCAGAGCCCCCGUCUGAUCCAGGUCUGUGAGAGUUGGAGGCUCCUGCAGGGGCAGUUUGGGUCUGCCCACACACGAGGUACUGGAAUAGUUUAACCCAGCAACUUUCCCUUUUAUACCACAACAAACGUUCAGCUCUGUCUGCAAAUUAACAGCUAAACACCUACAACUACAAAUAUUUUUUGAUCUGAAGUACUGAAAUAGGAAAUCAUGCUCUUCCCAACCUGCUCCUCCCAGCCCACCCCCACCAGAGUGGAAUCCACUGCAAAAUCUCCAGCCUUAAUUCUUGCUUCAGGACCCAGACCGGUGUCUUGCUCUAGGGCAGCCCAGGGCAGAGGGGCCAGGUCUGUUCGCGUUUACCACUGUUGUCAAGCCACGGCCCUCUGGCCAGUACAUGGCCAUCCUCAGUGAGGCGGCCCCGUCUAGGCCCCCUGCGAAGCUCUGAUUGAAGAGGCCAGCCACGCGCCCUUCUGGCCCUCCUCAGGUCCCGUCGGCUGCUGCAGCGACGGGAAGCAGGCUCUCUGGGGAGCCCGGCGGCACACAGGGCUCGAAGCCCAUGUUCACUUCCUGAUGGUAGAGCUGGGGGUGGGGGGGAAGGGCUUGUUCCCCUGCAGUAUCUGUUCUGUGAAGUUUGUUAAAUGUAAGGAAAGCUUAAAUUCUUGUAUCUUUAAAAGAGAAAAUCUUAUUUAACCCUUUUAUGUUCUAGAUUUACUUACACACAUAGCCUAGAG